AUCACAAAAAAAGAUAAUAACCAAGUUUCAAAGCUUUGGCAAACGCUCUGUCUGGUUAUAGAUUUUAUUAAUUGGCAUGCGCAUAGAGAAUGUCAAGCUUUGACAACACAGCUCUCUUAUAAAUAAAAUGUAUCCGAUGUGUUAUUUUCUCGGCAUAAGUAGCUCGAUAUUAACUUAUACACGAACGGCGUAUUGUUUUGAAUUACAACAAUUUGUCCAUAUAUUUUUGAAUUUGUAGUUCAUUGAAAAGGAAAACGAACUACCUUUUUACUACAAUAUGGCGAACAUAUUACUAAUCGCUUGCCUGGCUAUAUUGGGUCUAAUUAUUGCAAUCGCACUUUUCCUAGCUGGCGGAUAUUUGUGGUGGCGCCACAAAAGGUCGCAAUUACAAUUUAUAGAGCCCAAUGAAGAUGAGGAGUCGAGUAGUUAUAGCCUUAGGGCUGCACAGGACAUUGUAGACUCUGGCAAUCCUCCAAAUAAGCCGCAAGUGCCGCCGGUGACUCAAGCUCUUACAACUCCUUUGCAAAAUAACAUAAACAGGAAAUUAAAUGGAUUCUUGAAUUUAAGAACUCCAUUAAUUGGUGGAUCUGCGACCUCACAGACAAAAUCACAAAAUAGUUCAAUGAGUGGAAACGCGGGAGAGGGAACAAAAGAUGGAACUAACAAAAGUAUCUCAAUGACCGACAUGUACUUGGAUAGCAACGAUCCGAGCGAAAACGUUGGACAAAUACAUUUCUCAUUGGAAUAUGAUUUUCAAAAUACAACAUUAAUAUUGAAAGUUCUGCAAGGUAAGGAACUGCCAGCUAAAGAUUUGAGCGGCACAUCGGAUCCGUAUGUGCGCGUUACUUUGUUACCCGAUAAAAAACAUCGAUUAGAAACAAAAAUCAAACGCAGGACGUUAAACCCUAGAUGGAAUGAAACCUUUUACUUUGAGGGAUUUCCAAUACAAAAGUUACAAUCUAGGGUUUUACAUUUACAUGUUUUCGAUUACGAUCGCUUCUCUAGAGAUGAUUCGAUUGGCGAAGUAUUUCUUCCCCUAUGCCAGGUUGAUUUUGCUGGCAAACAAUCAUUUUGGAAGGCAUUAAAGCCACCGGCAAAGGACAAAUGUGGAGAACUUUUAUCUUCAUUAUGUUACCAUCCUUCCAACUCCAUUUUGACCUUAACGUUGAUCAAAGCGAGAAACUUAAAAGCUAAGGAUAUAAAUGGAAAAUCGGAUCCGUAUGUAAAAGUUUGGCUACAAUUUGGCGAUAAGCGAAUGGAGAAAAGAAAAACGCCAAUAUUUACAUGUACAUUAAAUCCAGUAUUUAAUGAGUCAUUUAGUUUUAACGUUCCGUGGGAAAAAAUAAGAGAAUGUUCAUUAGAUGUUAUGGUAAUGGAUUUCGAUAACAUUGGAAGGAACGAGUUAAUAGGUCGAAUAUUAUUAGCUGGUAAAAACGGCUCUGGGGCUUCAGAAACCAAACAUUGGCAGGAUAUGAUCUCGAAGCCCAGACAAACUGUAGUACAAUGGCAUCGCUUAAAACCUGAAUAACUUCUAAUCUUAAUAUACCUUUAAAUAUAUAUAUUAUAUCUGAGAAAGUUCGUACAACAUGAAUUGAUUUAUACUAUCAAGCAUAGCAUUACUUAUUAACAAAAACCUAAGGUAAUUCCCCAAUUCAGCACAACAGAUAAUUUAAAUGUGUUAAAUGAUUAGAGAAUAUAGAAAUAAAUAAAAUUUACGUAAGUUAAAUUGUUCUCAUAGAAAGUAAUAGUUUUAUACGUGGUUAUUUAAUAUACAAAUGUAGUUAUUUUGUAAGGCAUUAAGGGUUCCAUGGAAUCUUUCAAAAUGUUCUCUAUUUGCUGUAUUUUAUUGAGUUCAUAUUCUGUAUUAUUUACAUCUAAAAAAAAUUAUAAAUCGUCU
Molecule: messenger RNA, 1897 nt
Organism: Drosophila serrata
Lineage: Eukaryota; Metazoa; Arthropoda; Insecta; Diptera; Drosophilidae
Gene: Syt7
Product: Synaptotagmin 7
Biological process (GO): vesicle fusion; calcium ion-regulated exocytosis of neurotransmitter
Cellular component (GO): exocytic vesicle; axon; synapse
Molecular function (GO): SNARE binding; calcium-dependent phospholipid binding; calcium ion binding
Source: RefSeq, a predicted model, not a curated record